UGCCUCUGGCUGUGUUCUUUGCCCGUUUUAUUGAUCUACUUUCAAGCGGGUUCUGGCCACUAUAUAAGAUCUCUGUCUCGGCCAAACAAAUCAACACAAAUCAUCCACCAACCAACCAAUCAAGCAAACAACUCGACAUGAAGUUCUUCAUUGCUUGCCUCCUGUUCGCCGCCUGCCUGGCUCUUGCCCAAAGCAGUGUCAUCCAUGGUGCUGCCUACGGCCCUGUGGCUACCUUGCCACUGGUUCGCACCGUUCCCGUAGUGCGCACCGUACCCGUUGUCCGCCAUGUGCCAGUGGUGCGUACAGUGCCCGUCGUUCGUCAUGUGCCCGUCUACGAGAACGUGGCCGUGGUUCCCUCCGUCGUCCGUGUCGGACAUGGCGCAGUCUACGAUGCUCCGCUGGCCUACGGUGGCUGGCUGAAACAGAAAUAAUUGCAGUGCUCUGUGCCUUAUAAUCUGCUGCUGACCGCUAACAUUAAACGACUUGUAUAAUUU
Molecule: messenger RNA, 494 nt
Organism: Drosophila guanche
Lineage: Eukaryota; Metazoa; Arthropoda; Insecta; Diptera; Drosophilidae
Exons: 2
Coding region: 138-431 (97 amino acids)
Source: RefSeq, a predicted model, not a curated record